Messenger RNA from Coniosporium apollinis CBS 100218, 1716 nucleotides. RefSeq lists its product as uncharacterized. NCBI's taxonomy places the organism in Eukaryota, Fungi, Ascomycota, Dothideomycetes. The record is from RefSeq and is a predicted model, not a curated record. The transcript has a single exon. Gene Ontology annotation, biological process: microtubule-based movement. Bases 1 to 1716 code for a protein of 571 amino acids.
AUGGCAAGCCAUAGGCCAGAACGUUCCGAGCACAAGCUCACCAUCAACCGCGCCCGGCCGACCGCGUCCGUCGUUCAGUCCUCAUCAGCAACAGGCGCCCCGUCACCGCACACCCCUGUCGGCCAACGCUCGUUAUCCUCCAUCUACGGCUCGCCUUCAUCCAGUUACCGGAGCGACGAUGAUACGAUGGUCCUCGAGAUUGGCGCACGACAUCUGCGCGCCGGUUUCGCUGGCGAGAGCUCGCCGCGCUGCAUCUUGAGCUUCGGGCCCGACGAACAGCGGAGAGUCGGCGACUACAGGCAGUGGGAUCCACAGUACUCAAGGAAGAGGCGGAAGCGGAAGAGGGGGCAGGAAUGGGGUCAAGAGUACGAGCUUUGGCGGAUGGAUCUGCGGGACCUCGACCUUGGGCUGGUGACGGACAAGCUCGAGCGCGCAGUGCGCGAAGUCCAGCACAAGCACGUCAUGCUCGACGGCCGUCAGAAGAGGAUUGUGCUUGCCACGCCGCCGGCUAUGCCUAAGCCGCUUCUCUCGUGUGUCCUGACCAGUCUUUUCACGGGAUUCGCUCCACAUCCAACGGGGAUCACGCUUGUGUCGACUCCAGUACUGGCCGCCGUUGCCGCAGGUCUUAGAUCGGCUUUGGUGGUCGAUAUUGGAUGGGCGGAGACGACCGUGACUGCACUGUACGAGUACCGCGAGGUGCAUCAGCGCCGAAGUGUGAGGGCGGGGAGGAUGCUCAGCGAGGAAAUGGGCAAGAUGCUGACUCGGGAAGCCGCGAAGACGGCUGGGCGCUCGGAGCCGCAGGAGGUUGACGGUGUCAGCUUCGACGAGGCAGAAGAAGUCCUUACACGUGUGGGAUGGUGCUUCAGUAGGGAGCAAGCGAAGCGGUUUCAGUCAGCCCAGGAUCUUCCUCCGACUGCCAACGACGCUCUGGAUACACCAAUGUCGAUACCGCUCCCAGCCGCAGAUCCUCCGCUCUCUCUUCAAGUUCCCUUCGUACGCCUAGCUGAGCCCGCAGAGACCGCCCUUCUCGCCUCCUCAACCCCACCCACAGACCUCGAUGACCACGAUCAGCCCCUCGGCCUACUCACCUACACAGCCCUCUUAUCCCUUCCCUCAGACGCCCGCGCAGUUUGCAUGUCCCGCAUUUUGAUCACUGGCGGUGUGUCCAACCUCCCAGGUAUCAAGCGCCGCAUCAUUCAAGAAGUCUCCGCCGUCGUUGCCGAGCGAGGCUGGGAUCCGGUCAAAUCGUACGGCAGCGCCACGAGGAACCCCCAGACAAUCCUUCGAGAGCGUAACCAGAAUCAUCAAAUAAACACGGAUCCUCAACCAGCACCGAGCCCUAGCAAAGAAGGUUCCGGCGCUGCCGCCACUGAUGCCGCAUCCGUACCUGCUGCACUCCGACCGCCGGAGCGCGAUCCAAUAGCGGAAAAGAUCCACGAACUCAACACGAAAGGCCAGAAGCCGUCUGUGACCGGUGUCGUGCGUGGCGUCGAGACACUAGGGGCAUGGGCGGGUGCAAGUCUCAUUGCGCAAUUGCGCACAAAGGGCAUCGUUGAGAUCGAGAGAGAUAGAUUCUUGUCGCAUGGCUUGGCGGGUGCGAGCGUCACGAAGGAAGUGAGUGUCGUGGAGAAGGAGGGCGUUGGGAGGGCCAGGUCGGGGCUGGGACCCGCAGGGAAGGGGGAUAGGGCGAGUUGGACGCUUGGGAUUUGGGCGUGA